AUGCUCCGACGGACUCUAAUGAACUCGGCGGCGGGGGAUGUGACCGGUGAGUGUGAAGGCCGUGACUGCUCGACGUGUGUGUGCGCCCCGGCCAAAGGAGCACGGGGAGCUCCUGGAGCUGUGGGCCCUCAGGGGCCUCAGGGGCCCCCUGGUUUCCCCGGACCCCAGGGACCUCAGGGAGAACAGGGCUUGAGAGGAGCCGAGGGGCCUCGGGGGAGCCAGGGCCCAAAGGGAGACAUGGGGACUGUGGGGGUCUCGGGGUUCCCGGGUCUGGAGGGGCUGCCGGGCCUCCCGGGGGCCGCGGGGGGCCCCGGGCACCCGGGGGCCGACGGCUGCAACGGGACCAAAGGAGAGACCGGACCCCCAGGACGACCAGGAGAAGAGGGCCCGCCCGGAGACCAGGGUUUUCCAGGAACUAAAGGUUUUCCAGGAGAACCCUACGUUUACUUCAUCAACAUCCCAGGACUCCCGGGAGACCUUGGACCGAGUGGUCUGCCAGGACUCACGGGGCCCCCGGGAGCCAGGGGCCUGAUGGGUGUAGAGGGGCCGGAGGGACUGCAGGGGGCCACAGGACUUCCUGGUGUGGUGGGCCUCAGGGGACCUCCAGGUCAGAAAGGACGCUCUCUGCCUGGGACCAAAGGAGAAGAGGGGGAGCAGGGACCCCAGGGGCCCUCAGGGCCUUUUGAGGUGGUGGAGCCUCCAGAUGAUUUCUUCCCCAAAGGAGACAAGGGGGAUCCGGGGCAGAAGGGGACCUGUGGAGCUGAGGGUUUACCGGGUCUGGACGGACUUCCAGGAGAGAAAGGAGAGAAGGGCAUUGUGGGAUUUCCUGGACCAAGGGGUUUUCAGGGAUUUCCAGGACGAUCCGGACCAAAGGGCCCCAGGGGCUUCCCAGGCAGUCCCGGGCUUCCAGGUCUGAUUGGUCAAGAGGGGCCAAAGGGCAUGAUGGGAGAUGUAGGCACCAAAGGAGAAGGCCGCGACGUGACCCUGAGAGGUCCAGACGGUGACCAAGGGAGACCUGGACCCAGAGGACCUCCUGGAAACCUUGGCCCACGGGGAGAUCCAGGACGUCCUGGGGAACCGGGAAGAUCUUCACCAGGUUGGCCUGGACCUCUGGGACCUCCUGGAGUCCCUGGGUCUCAGGGAGAGAAAGGGGAGCCGGGUCCCGCCUCCAGAGACCGACCUCCUGAAGGAGAACCAGGCAAACAAGGAGCAGCCGGAACCGCAGGAGCCAAAGGAGCCAAAGGAGAACCAGCGUUCUACUGUGGACCUGGGUCUGCUGGAGAACCAGGUGAUCCAGGAGGUCCAGGCCUCACCGGAGAAUCAGGCUCCAGAGGAACCAAAGGUCUCCCUGGCCCAUGCUCCUGUGGUCCAGACCCUCCGCGAGGUCCUCCAGGAGAUCCAGGACCUCAGGGAUUUGACGGACCUCCAGGAAAACCAGGACCAGGCGGAUUCAGAGGAGAAAGAGGGUCUGAGGGCGAGCGAGGAGACCCGGGCCCCGAGGGUCUGGAGGGGUUUCCGGGACUCAAAGGGUUCAAAGGUCAGAAGGGAGUCCAGGACGAGCGGGACAUGACAGGAGGGAAGGGGAGCAGAGGAGAGGCCGGAGCCAGAGGACGCCCAGGCCUCAGCGGAGAACCAGGACAAGACGGACUCCCCGGACCCAGAGGAGACCCAGGACCAACGGGGGACAGUGUACCUGGGUUCAUUGGAGACUCUGGACCUCGGGGCCGGUCUGGUCCUCAGGGUCUUCCUGGUCCCGUUGGCCCUGUGGGGCCCUCUGUGCCUGGGGCUGUGGGAGACAGAGGGGCCCCUGGAGACGCUGGACCUCCAGGGGCCCCGGGAGCCCCCGGGCCCCCAGGGCCCAAAGGAGAGUUUCUUCCCUGUGUUCCGAAGAAUCCUGGAGCUCCAGGAGAGAAGGGCGACGCCGGAGACACAGGUUGGCCCGGUGUUCCCGGGGCCCCUGGGUUCAGAGGAGCCACAGGGGCCGAUGGAACUAAAGGAGACAGAGGAGAGGAGGGUGUCCCCGGGCCCCCUGGCCGACCGGGGCCCCCGGGAUCCACGGGAGCCACUGGAGACGAGGGACGUGAGGGCUUCAGCUACAGCGGGGACCCAGGCUCCCCUGGGCUCCCCGGGGCCCCUGGUCUGCCUGGACCUUCAGGAGACCCGGCUGUGGGGCCCCCAGGGGCCAUUGGGUUUCCUGGACCUCAGGGUUUCCAAGGGCCAAAGGGAGUGCCAGGCCCCUAUGGAGCACCCGGGUUCCCAGGGGCCCCUGGUCCUCCAGGGCCCACGGGGUUGAGAGGAGCAGUGGGAGACCCUGGAGCUGCAGGAGCAGUGGGGGCCUCAGGAGCUGUCCCAUACUGCCCCCCACUAACAGGGCCUCCAGGGCCCCCAGGACUGCAGGGUCCUCAGGGGCCGAUCGGACCCACAGGCUGCACUGGAGAAAACGGGGCCCCCGGGCCCCCUGGGUCUCAGGGUGUGGGGCCCCCGGGACCCAGAGGAAAGGCCGGCUCUCCAGGAUUCCCCGGAUACCCCGGACUUCAAGGUCCCAUGGGGCUUAUUGGAGACCCAGGACGGCCGGGGCCCCCGGGUGCCCCGGGAGAGAGGGGUCCUCAGGGCAAAGCGGGGGCCCCUGGAGGGCCCGGGUUCACAGGGACCACAGGACCUCCAGGACCAGCCGGACUCAGAGGAGAGAGAGGCCAAGACGGGGCUACUGGGCCCCUGGGCCUGAAGGGCCUCAAAGGAGUGCCCGGGGCCCCGGGGCCUCCAGGACAUGUGACUGUGGUGGAGGAAAAGGGACGAAGAGGAACAGACGGACCAGACGGAACCACAGGAUUCACUGGACCACGAGGGUUUAAGGGCCUUCCUGGGGCCCCGGGAGACCCCGGUCUGUCUGGACGUCCAGGGGCCCCUGGACCCUCAGGGCCUCCUGGGGCCCCAGGCCUCAGAGGCCCUCAAGGACCCAAAGGACGACAAGGACAGACAGGCCGGCGAGGACUUAUGGGGUUCCCCGGACCAACAGGAGACCAGGGAGCUGAGGGCUGCCAGGGCGUCAGUGGAGGCCCCGGGGCUCCUGGUGUUUUGGGUCCUAAAGGAGACCCAGGGGACUCGUCUGGAUGCCCCGGACCCCCUGGAGAUCGGGGCGCUCAGGGGGACUAUGGACCUCCAGGAUUUCCAGGACCAGAGGGAGAAUCUGGAAAGUUUGGGCUGCCGGGAUUCCCAGGAUGCACUGGGUGUAAAGGAGACCCAGGAGUCCAGGGUCCACCAGGAGAGAUGGGAGUGUUGGGGCCCCCAGGACCCGGGGGCCGACCGGGACCUCCAGGACUCCCUGGACCUCCAGGAUCUGACGGACCCCCCGGGCCCCAGGGCAGCCUGGGUCUACAAGGUCCUCCUGGUCCUCUGGGUCUGCACGGUUUGGACGGUCUAAAGGGAGUGAAGGGGGACACUGGGACCCGAGGGCUUGGACUUCCAGGGCCUAAAGGUUCUCAGGGGCCUCCUGGAGACACAGGACGCCCCGGCCCCCCAGGGCCCCCAGGAUCCUCUCAGAGCGGCCCCCCUGGACCCCGGGGUCCCCCUGGAUUCCCAGGACCCCUGGGACCUCAGGGACCUCCUGGAGAAUAUGGACAAGCCUGUGCCAACCCUAAACCCGGAUUAGACGGGUACCAAGGACCUACGGGACCCGGCGGAGACCCAGGUGUGCAGGGCUCUGUGGGAGACCCUGGUCCCAAUGAUCCAAUUCAAGGAGACGAAGGAGACGACGGAGACUCAGGCUGCACCGGGAACAAGGGCCAAACCGGAGCACCGGGCUCCAGAGGGAGAGCAGGGCAGCCUGGAGAGCCAGGGGGCAGAGGACCACGGGGGGACAUUGGUCUCAUGGGCGUCCCGGGUCCCCAAGGGCCCAUGGGGAGUGUGGGCUUUGAGGGCCGGCGGGGGGCCAGGGGCCCUCAGGGACCUCUGGGACCCAAAGGAGACCCAGGAGACAGUAACCCCUGUCCCCCCUCCACCGCCCCUAAAGGCUCCCCUGGAGCACAGGGACCCCCCGGGCCCCCAGGAGCCCCAGGCAAAGCUCCACACUGGGGCUUUAUUCCUCUGUCUCUGAGGUGUCCAUCUCUUCCACCAUGUAUAUCCUCCACUAUGUCCAUGUCCCCAACUGUGCCCUCCUCCAUGUCCUCCACCAUGUCCAUGUCCUCCACUAUGUCCAUGUCCCCAACUGUGCCCUCCUCCAUGUCCUCCACUAUGUCCUCCACCAUGUCCAUGUCCUCCACCAUGUCCAUGUCCUCCACUAUGUCCAUGUCCUCCACUAUGUCCAUGUCCUCCACUAUGUCCAUGUCCUCCACUAUGUCCAUGUCCCCAACUGUGCCCUCCUCCAUGUCCUCCACUAUGUCCUCCACCAUGUCCAUGUCCUCCACCAUGUCCAUGUCCUCCACUAUGUCCAUGUCCUCCACUAUGUCCAUGUCCUCCACCAUGUCCAUGUCCUCCACCAUGUCCAUGUCCUCCACUAUGUCCAUGUCCUCCACCAUGUCCAUGUCCUCCACUAUGUCCAUGUCCCCAACUGUGCCCUCCUCCAUGUCCUCCACUAUGUCCUCCACCAUGUCCAUGUCCUCCACCAUGUCCAUGUCCUCCACCAUGUCCAUGUCCUCCACUAUGUCCUCCACCAUGUCCAUGUCCUCCACUAUGUCCAUGUCCUCCACCAUGUCCAUGUCCUCCACUAUGUCCAUGUCCUCCACUAUGUCCAUGUCCUCCACCAUGUCCAUGUCCUCCACUAUGUCCAUGUCCCCAACUGUGCCCUCCUCCAUGUCCUCCACUAUGUCCUCCACCAUGUCCAUGUCCUCCACCAUGUCCUUGUAUUUACUGAGUGACCCCGGGCCAACCGGUGACCGCGGUCUGCCCGGCCCCUUCCACAUGUUAAGCGUUGGAUUCCUAUUGGUCGUCCACAGCCAAUCACAGAGCGUCCCCGUGUGCCCCGUCCACAUGAGGGCGCUGUGGAGCGGAUACAGUCUACUGUAUCUGGAGGGUCAAGAGAAGGCUCACACCCAGGACCUGGGCCAAGCGGGUUCGUGCGUGCGAAUCUUCUCCACGAUGCCCUUCUCCUCCUGUAACUCCGCCCACUGCUCGUACUCCUCGAGGAACGAUAAAUCCUAUUGGCUGUCUGCGUCGGGGGCGGUGCCGGCGCUCCCUGUGGUGGGCGGGGCUAUUGGCGAGCACAUCAGUCGCUGUGUCGUGUGUGAGAGCCCGAGCUCCGCUGUGGCCCUUCACUCCCAGGCCCCCCAGGCCCCAACGUGCCCCCCGACGUGGGCGCCACUGUGGAGCGGGUACUCCUUCCUCAUGCACACUGGAGCGGGGGAUGAAGGAGGAGGACAGUCUCUCACUUCGUCUGGGUCCUGUCUUCAGAUCUUCAGGCCUCAGCCGUUUGUCGAGUGUCAGGGCCCCAGAGGAACCUGCCACUACUUCUCCAACAUCUACAGCUUCUGGCUCACACGAGUCCAGGACCGGGACCAAGACCGGGACCAAGACCGGGACAAAGACCGGGACAAAGACCGGGACCGGGACUAUCUCAGAUCCAGGAGACAGAUCAGUCUGAGCCAAAACCCACAAAAGGAUCAGAACAUCGGGCGCUGUGUGGUCUGCAUGAAGACCCAGUGAGGACCAGACCAGGAC
Messenger RNA from Periophthalmus magnuspinnatus, 5652 nucleotides. RefSeq names its product collagen alpha-1(I) chain-like. Gene Ontology annotation, molecular function: extracellular matrix structural constituent. The record is from RefSeq and is a predicted model, not a curated record. Gene Ontology annotation, cellular component: collagen trimer. Lineage: Eukaryota; Metazoa; Chordata; Actinopteri; Gobiiformes; Gobiidae. The transcript has 43 exons. The coding region runs from base 1 to 5637 and encodes 1878 amino acids.